Messenger RNA from Dermacentor albipictus, 1527 nucleotides. The record is from RefSeq and is a predicted model, not a curated record. NCBI's taxonomy places the organism in Eukaryota, Metazoa, Arthropoda, Arachnida, Ixodida, Ixodidae.
AUGGAUGUUAACCACCAGUCUCCACAUUCAUUGAAAUGGGACAUGAGAAAGUUUUACCAGCGCUCCUGCGUUCCGGAAGUAUCGGAACCAAUUAGUGGUGUCGUGCAUGGAACGCUGCCACACUGGCUCCGAGGAAAGCUGCUAAGAAACGGCCCGGGCCUUUCUGCCGUCGGUCCUGAUCGCUACAACCACGUAUUUGAUGGUCUCGCAUUGGUAAGGCAGUUCAGCAUUGAGAACAGUCAUGUGUUCUACAAAAACCGCUUUCUGAGGAGUCAAUCGUACAUCCGCAACCGCAGGGCCAACCGAAUCGUCGUCUCCGAAUUCGGAACUUUGGCGCAUCCCGAUCCUUGUGCCACGCUGUUCGAACGCCUGUCUUCGUAUUUCACCAUGGACAUGACGGACAAUGCUCUCGUGAAUGUGAUGCCUAUAGGUGAUGAAGUCUACGCCUUGACAGAGUCACCAUACAUGUUCCGAGUGGAUCCUGUUACUCUGGAAACUGUUGACAAGAAGAACCUGACGGACUUCGUAGCCGUACAUACGGCCACGGCGCACCCACAUUUAGACGUGGAAGAUGGCACCACGUACAACAUCGGGACAAAGAUAGGACUUAAUCCUGGGUUUGUGUUAAUUCGCUACCCUCCCAGCGGCGAAUGCGUUCCCAGCUCAGUGAACAGCGUGAGAGUCGUGGGCAAGAUACCGUUCAGCUCCCGCACGACGGUGCCCUACGUCCACAGCUUCGCUCUCACGGAGAAAUGGGUGGUCGUAGUGGAGCAGCCUCUCGCUCUCCACUUGCCGACUAUGCUUCGGUGCAAAUUUCUUGGUGACAAGGCUUACGUUGAUGCACUGAAGUUCGACCCCGAGAAAGGCGUCCACUUUCACAUCAUGAACAAAAAGACUGGAGAACUGCAUUCCACCGUGUUCGAGGCCGCUACUUUUUUCAUAUUUCACCACAUAAAUGCCUUCGAGCAAGGUGAUGACGUCGUUGUUGAUGCUUGUUGCUUCGACGACGAGGGCAUCAUGAGGAGCUUAGUAUACACGGAAAAGAAUCCAGGAAACUUUGAGAUGGCCCACCUCCGCCGCUUUACUCUACCGCUGAAUCGAGGCCGGGGCGAGAGAAUCGCUGUAGAGCCACAGAAUCUGGCAAACGGCAACCUGCUAGGCGAGCUUCCGCGCAUCAACCAGAACCAUAACGGGAAGCCAUAUCGGUUCGUCUACUGCAUUAGCAAUGUUCCGGGUGAAGAACACAGGAUGUUUCUAUCCAAGCUUGACGUCAUCACUGGCGAAUGGCUGCGCUGGGAAAGAGAAAGAUGGUACCCGUCCGAACCAGUCUUUGUUCCUCGACCAGGUUCCGUCGAAGAGGACGAUGGAGUCGUUCUAAGUUCUCUGCUUCAAGAGGACAAGGAAAAGAAGCUGGCCCUCGUCGUACUUGAUGCACAGAGCUUCCGGCAGUUGGCUGUGGUGGAAUUCGAUUGUCCGUCCUCGGUCCCCGGAGAUUUUCACGGCUGGUUUUUCCAGGACCGAGACUAA